Molecule: messenger RNA, 1318 nt
Organism: Helicoverpa zea (corn earworm)
Lineage: Eukaryota; Metazoa; Arthropoda; Insecta; Lepidoptera; Noctuidae
Exons: 10
Coding region: 1-1221 (406 amino acids)
Biological process (GO): protein peptidyl-prolyl isomerization
Molecular function (GO): peptidyl-prolyl cis-trans isomerase activity
Source: RefSeq, a predicted model, not a curated record
AUGCAUCCUUUACGCGAACGAAAUUGCGACAAAUUAUUGGAGAACCCACUCCUGCGCACUCCGCCGCCAGAGCCUGAGAAACCGAGGCCACCGCGCGUGCGCAAACCACGACAAUUCAAACUUCCACCAAAAUUUGACUUAGUACCGAAGGAAUUUUAUUCAUGCUGGUGCAACCAUCUAAAAGAGUUACAAAUGGCGAAACACAAAGUGGACGACAGCCCACCGGAGUUGUUCCCGGAGCUGUACCUGAAGCCCAGGAGACUGGACUUCUACGCACUCCAGCUCGAGGAUACCAUGAACGUGAACAAGGAACUGCUCAAGAGAAUCAAUCUUAUACAACGAACCGGAGGUUACGUGGACUGCUGGAUGCCCGAACCGAGCAAUCAAUACAAUAAGCUACUCUGCAAGCAACGGCAACGAGAUCUGAACGAAAUACAGAAGGCCAACUUUUACUUCUAUUCUAGACUUCUUAUUGCUAGGUCUGAGCAACUUCUUACUAAAGAAUUGGAUGCAGCAUGGAAGGAUACAAGACAUAAACUUAUUUUGGGCGCAUCGUUGCCAUUUAUCUUGUUCAAAACGGGCAGAAUAGAUCGUGAUAUGAAAGAUCCUGCGAUGGAUAAACCACCAAACGUUGUUAGACCUAGGGUAUCUUUGGAUAUCUGGGUUCGCGGUGGAUCGAAGAUCGGGAAAGUACAAAUCGAGCUCUUUACGGAUAUAGUGCCGCAAACUUGCCAAUUGUUCUUGAACCUCGUCAAGGGAGAUGGAGCGGGGCAUGCUUACAGCGGCACCAGAUUCUUUAGGAUAGUUCCUGAUCUGUACUGCCGCGGCGGUGACGUCACUAAAGACAAUGGCUUCGGCUUGUAUGUACCGAACUCUGAAGGCGAGGCCGGCAUACCGAUGGGAGCUGAGGGUUUCACUUUGAAUCAUACAGUACCAGGUGUAUUAUCCAUGGCUGUUACUGGCGAUGAUGAGGUCACUGGACAGUUCAACAUUAUAUUCAAGCCGUUGCCACAGUUUGAUAAGAAACACGUCGUAUUCGGCAGAAUUAUAGCUGGGCCAGCCCCUACUUUGGAACGUAUCAGCGCGCUAGGGCUGCCCCUCGGCACCACGACCUCAGACUGCAUCAUUCGCUCGUGCGGUUGGUACACCCGCAGUGGACUGUACCGGGAGGGCAGCCCUAACACUAUCAAGUUCCCGCCAAGACGGAAGCCGAAGAAAUGAACAAAAUACACACUUAUAUAAUGCUUUCUGAUUAUGUUUAUUUUUUAUUUAUACUGUUUUUUAUGACGAAUUUUAUCUUUUUUUAUGUUUAAAAUAU